ACUACCCAGUACGAAACCAGACUACCAUACAAACGAUCAAAACUCAAAAGUUCCCACAACCAGCGAACUAGCGAAAUUUUUCCUCCGAGGUCGGCGUUGUACGUAAUGGUUGCACCAUUGAUAGCAGCAGGGUUUGCAGUGGCUGGCGCUGCCUAUUUGGGCAAACAUAGCAUCCUUGCUUGGCAGGCAUUUAAGGCUGGACCACCAAAAGUUUUAACGCGCAAAUUUUAUGAAGGGGGUUUUCAGCCUGUCAUGAACAAGAGGGAAGCAGCUCUUAUAUUGGGAGUUAGGGAAAGAGAUGCUGCUGAGAAGAUCAAGGAAGCACAUAGAAGAGUGAUGAUUGCAAACCAUCCAGAUGCAGGUGGUAGCCAUUACCUUGCAUCUAAAAUAAAUGAGGCAAAAGAUUUAAUUCUCGGUAAGAAGUCAGGUGGUGGUUCUGCAUUCUGACAUCAUUUGCUCCAUUACAACUGGCCAUUCUGCGAAAACUUAGGAUUAGAACUUCUACUGCUUAUUCAGAACUAUUGAUGCCUUUUGAUGUAUACCUCUUCCCACGAUAAAAGGACCAUGCCAGAUUCUUGAAGGGCUAGACAACUUGGACUAGAAAUUGUACGCUAGUUGUGCUCUAUUUACUAAUUCUAUUCUUUCUGUCAUAAAUAUUGUGAAACGUGAGGUGAAAAUUUUCAACUAAAUAUUAGCAGUUCCUGAUUGAA
Molecule: messenger RNA, 710 nt
Organism: Tripterygium wilfordii
Lineage: Eukaryota; Viridiplantae; Streptophyta; Magnoliopsida; Celastrales; Celastraceae
Product: mitochondrial import inner membrane translocase subunit TIM14-2-like
Exons: 3
Coding region: 106-447 (113 amino acids)
Biological process (GO): protein import into mitochondrial matrix
Cellular component (GO): PAM complex, Tim23 associated import motor
Molecular function (GO): ATPase activator activity
Source: RefSeq, a predicted model, not a curated record